ACUAUACCGCGCACAUCCAGUACUACCCCAGCAUCUACUAUGUAUCCCUCAAACUCAUUCUGGAUGUUGGUACGUCUGUUCUCCACCACAAGAGGGGACAGGUUCAGUUCAGUGUGCUUGAUCAGGCCGGUAAGCCAGUUUCUGAGUACACCGAAACAACCACGAUUGACUUUACGCUGAACCAGGAUAGCUUCACCUUCUUUUGGCGAAGAAACCCCCGUUUCACCUUCUCAGCUGAUUUAAGAAAGGAUGAAAAAUGGGAGAAAUGGGUGCUCCUCAACAGCGAUUCCUUCAUGAUCAGGUGCGACAUAACCCUCAUGGAGGCGCCCAGCGCUACAACUCCAAUUGAACCCGAUGUCAUCGCACCACCGUCAGACCUGCACCGCCACCUGGGCGGUCUGCUCCUAGGUGGAGAGGGCGCGGACGUGAAGUUCCAAGUGGGGGAAGAGUCCUUCCACGCGCACAGAUGUGUGCUUGCUGCCCGGUCGUCAGUGUUCAAGGCGGAGUUCUUCGGUCCUAUGGCUAUGGAGGAGCACACCGUCAAAGGUGUUGUGCAAGUGGAUGGCGUGGAAGCUCAGGUAUUCAAGGCUUUUCUACAUUUCGUGUAUACGGACUCGCUGCCGGACAUUAGCAAAGAAGAGGAGAUAUGGAUGGCUCAGCAUUUGCUCGUAGUGGCAGAUCGGUAUGACACGGAGAGGUUGAAGCGUGUGUGCGAAGACAAGCUGCUCAAGAGUAUUGAUGUGAACUCUGCCACCACUACGUUGGCUCUAGCUGAGCAGCAUCACUACUACGGGCUCAAGGAGGCUUGCUUGAAUUUUCUCGAGCUCCCUGGGAACCUUAAAGCAGUCGUGGCGAGUGAUGGCUUCGACCAUCUAGCCACAAGCUGCCCCGCCGUUCUAAGGGAGAUAAUCGCAAAACUUGCUGAGCUUUGAUUUCCAGGGCAAACUCUUCAAUGCGGCAACUUAAUCGCCUUUAAUUUGGAACAUCCAUUGGACAAGGGCUCAGCACCAGGGUUAGGGUUGCAGGAGGCGCCCGCUUCCGUCCCGCAUAAGAAAAUUUAGAACAAAAGGACGUACGGAAUAGAUCAGAAUUAGAGAAACAUCUGUCCACAGCCCGUGCCGCUUGCCACUCUAAUCGGGUUAUUUCUUCUUGUAAUCAGUUGCCUACGAAGAAAGCUUGACAAACCCAUUUCCCCC
Messenger RNA from Lolium rigidum, 1196 nucleotides. Its product is annotated as BTB/POZ and MATH domain-containing protein 2-like. Bases 294 to 932 code for a protein of 212 amino acids. Gene Ontology annotation, biological process: protein ubiquitination. Lineage: Eukaryota; Viridiplantae; Streptophyta; Magnoliopsida; Poales; Poaceae. Gene Ontology annotation, molecular function: protein binding. The record is from RefSeq and is a predicted model, not a curated record. The transcript has a single exon.